CUAGAAAAAAGAGAAGAAGAAACGGCAGCAGCGCCAUUUCACUUUUCAUUCAUUUGUGUCGAGGCCUACGUCGGAUUACGGGAAACACGAACUUCAUCAUGGUGAAGAUUUUUAUCGGCAAUCUUGCCUGCAACACCACACCUGAGGAGCUGCGGGAACUCUUCGAGAAGUACGGCAAAGUAGCAGAAUGUGACAUCGUCAAAAAUUAUGGGUUCGUUCACAUGAACAACAUAUCAGAAGCAGAGGAGGCCAUUCAGAACCUCCACCAACACCAGCUGCAUGGCUGGCGCAUGAACGUGGAGAUGAGCAAAGGGAGGCCGAAGUCCACCACCAAGCUGCACGUCAGUAACCUCGGUGAAGGAGUCACCUGUGAUGUUCUGCGGGCCAAGUUUGAAGAUUUUGGCGCAGUGGUGGAAUGUGACAUAGUGAAGGACUAUGCAUUUAUUCACAUGGAGCGAGUGGAGGAUGCCAUGGAUGCCAUCAGUAAGAUGGACAACACAGCCUUCAAAGGCAAGCUGAUGAGCGUACAGCUGUCCACCAGUCGGCUUCGCACUGCCCCGGGAAUGGGAGAUCAUACCGGCUGCUAUGUCUGCGGGAAACAUGGUCACUGGUCGAAAGACUGUCCAAUCGGUCGGGGCGAUAGCCACGGUGAUGACGUGAGAGGUCACAGCGGCCGGGCCCCCCCACGCGGUCCCCCAGGUUAUGGCAGGGGCAGCUACGGAAUGGCCCCACCUCCAGGACCUGAUUACAUGGGUGGCUCUGCGUAUAGUCAGGGUAGUUAUGUAGGUGGUAUCCCUCCGCCCCCUCGUAGGCUCAGUGGCUACGGCUCUGAGCUGGGGGAUAGAUAUGGGGGCAGACCAGCAGGCUCCUAUGCUGACAGGUCAUCAGCUUAUGAUCGUGACCGUCUUUAUAGCAGUGUUGACUAUUAUGAGAAGUACAGAGCUCGGCCUUAUGGCUCAAGCUAUUUCGAGGAUCGUCGCAUGUCUUAUCUCCCCCCUCCCCCACCCCCUCCUUCCUCCCUUUCAAAGCUCCCCACCGGUGUAGAUCCGUAUGACCGUCGGCCACCGCCUCCACCUGUAGCGGCCGCUUCAGCUGCUGCUUACUAUGCACAAGACCGCAACCCGAUCGGACGAGUACCCGUCUCUGCGGCAGGCUACACCUAUGAGCGAACACGGCUGUCACCGGUGUCCUCCAGGAGCACCUACGCUACUCCGCGACCCAAGGAUCAUUAUGCGCCACGUUACGCGCCUUACUAAAACCACGGUGCCAAGGUCUAUUUGUGAACUGCGGGACUUUUCCUUUGCCGUCGUAUCUUCGAUCUACAUGAUUCUAUCUGUCUGCGCAAUGUGCGGCAAAGCAUAUGAGAUGCAGAGAGUUUGGGAAUUGUGUUGGCAUCUUCAGGGCACCUAAGAUGCCAGUUGCCUGCAGAUGAAUUGUCCUUUCAGUCACGUUCACAUAAUCUGUUUUCAAGGAUGAUAAUGAUUAGAAAACUGCACUGUUAAACAUAUAUGUUGUAUAAAGCAAUAUUUUUUUCAUUUGUUCUGCGGUUUUUCAGCUCAGUUUUUAGCCCUGUCUUUUUUUCUGUUUUUUUUCUUAACCGUGUUUGUUCCUCACUUAAAGCAAAAUGUUUAAUUGAGCAAAUGUGAAUUGCUUGGAUUUUGUUUAUCACUUAGAGAAAGCUGGAUUUAUACCUCUGUGUAAAGAGGCUGUGCCAUACACAGCGGCUCCCUUGCAUAGGCUCUAAGAUUACACCAUUGGCUACACUAGUUGUCGUGGAUCUCCUCAAAAAUGUAAAAAUACGGCAGGGAUGAAGAAACCAUGAGGGAAGAGCGGGACUUGUGAUUGGCUGUGAGAGUUUUUCCCCCGACAUCUUGCUGAUUCUGGCGGAGUUUGUAGAUAGUGAAGACAACGCUGUGGAAGUUAAAAGUGGACCCUCUGUAUGGAUAAAUGAACACAAACAAAGCAAUUGCAUGGAAGAAGUCGCUUUAUUCAGUAAGUAGACACAUUUAAAUAAUGUUAACUGGAUGUAACUCGAGGGGGACUCCUGGUAACACUUUGCAUUGACUAUAAAUCCAGCUGAAGUGUUUUUGUUCCUCUUUAAUGUAAACAUUUGACUUUAUUUUCUAAUUGGGAUUCAGGUUAACCCAUGUAGUAUAUGUAUCAUUUGCUUGUGGUGCAGUAGAGCCUUAUCUUACCCCUCAGCACACAUCUCAUACGAUCCAAGUCAAUUAUAUGGAUGUGGAUAAAGAUGAAGAAUAAUCUUAAUGUGGUUCGUACUCUGACAGCUAAAACCAGGAGGGUGAAACACAGGAACCUCCCUGGUUUAGGGUCGACAGCAAAACUCUGUAGAGCAUGAAUAGACAGUGAUUCACACUGAAGAAAACAACAGAGCAUUGAAUCCACAUCCAUGUCACUGGCCUGGCUCAGUGUUCAUUAAGGAUACAUAAUAGCACUGUGAUUAUUUGAGAGAGUUGCUGAGUGAGAAAAAAAGUAAGGUAAGAAAAAACAUUCUCAAACAUUCCAGCCUCUCAUUUUUUCAAAGUUGCAGUGUGUUCAUAAAAUAUAUAAAUAUAUAUAUAUAAAAAAAUAAAAAAGGUGCAACCAAGACCAGAAUAUUGGCUGACAGGCAUUGUGCAUUAAAAUAACUGUUUUCUUCCCACUUAAAAAAACACCCAACCCAUCAGAGGUAGGAUGUCAGUGCGGGAUGGAUGUGUGUUGUAUACAUAUUACAUCUAAAGCAGAUUCAGAAAGGUGAGGCAGGGCUUGGGCUGUACAAGUCAUGAGGUGCUUUCAGUGUUGAGAGUGCCUUUGUUAGUUUUUCAUAUAGAUGGGUUUGGAGUUUGUAUUUUUCUUACUAGCUGUGGAAGUACCAGCAUACACAAAAAAUCGAAAAAUGAUUUUUAAUAAAGCCAAAAAUAAUUUUGGUCUUGA
Messenger RNA from Paralichthys olivaceus (Japanese flounder), 2931 nucleotides. RefSeq names its product RNA binding motif protein 4.2 (gene rbm4.2). Gene Ontology annotation, molecular function: zinc ion binding; mRNA binding. Gene Ontology annotation, cellular component: nucleus. Lineage: Eukaryota; Metazoa; Chordata; Actinopteri; Pleuronectiformes; Paralichthyidae. The record is from RefSeq and is a predicted model, not a curated record.